This is a messenger RNA of Nerophis ophidion (straightnose pipefish), 4999 nucleotides long. RefSeq names its product zinc finger DHHC-type palmitoyltransferase 22 (gene zdhhc22). Gene Ontology annotation, molecular function: palmitoyltransferase activity. Gene Ontology annotation, biological process: protein palmitoylation. Gene Ontology annotation, cellular component: Golgi apparatus. Bases 52 to 876 code for a protein of 274 amino acids. The transcript is spliced from 3 exons. NCBI's taxonomy places the organism in Eukaryota, Metazoa, Chordata, Actinopteri, Syngnathiformes, Syngnathidae. The record is from RefSeq and is a predicted model, not a curated record.
UUUAUCAGCUCGGCGGUGCUGAAAAGGACAGCUCCUCCCCCGGCUGCAGAUAUGCUCACCCGGAUGCUGAAACUCAGGCUUCUCAACGCCGUGGCCCCCGCGUACUUCUUCACGGCAACGGUGGUCACCUUCAUCCUGCACUUUGGCUUCUUUGUCCCAACAAUCUUCCCCGACACGUCACAUGCAUGGGGGUCCACAGCUGUUCACUCCGUGGUCUUCCUUUUCCUCAUGUUUAACGCCCUGGGGAAUUACAUGAUGACCAUCUUAUACACGGCGGCGAGCGGCAACGAGACGGCGGUCCCGGUGUGUUCGCCGCACUGCUCAGACAAAGUGGACGCUCACUAUCUACUGAACGGUCGCCACUUCUGCAAACUGUGCAAGAAGGUGAUAUUCAAGCGGGACCACCACUGCUUUUUCACCGGGAAUUGUAUCGGCAACAAAAACAUGCGCUACUUCAUCAUGUUUUGCAUCUACACCUCCUGCACUUGUUUGUACUCGCUGGUUCUUGGCGUGGCCUUCCUCACAGUGGAGUACUCCAUCUCUUUUGACAACCCGCUGACCUUCCUGAGCCUUCUCCCCCUCUCCACCGGCUACUUCUUCAUGGGGACCAUCUCCGGCCUUCAGUUCUUCCUGGUCCUGAUGCUGUACGUGUGGCUUGGCAUCGGGCUGGUCUGUGCAGGUUUCUGCUGCCAGCAGGUGCUGCUGGUGGCCCGGGGGCAGACCUGGUGUCAGAUGCAGAGGGGGCAGCUGGUGGAAAACCGCAACCCCUGGAGGAGCAACCUCAAGGAUGUUUUUGGCACCAACUGGGCGCUGGGCCUCAUCCUGCCUGUGCACACGGUGGAGAUGUGCUCUGGAGAGGCACUCAAAGAAGACUGAGCAUCUCAUCAUUCAUUUAUGAAAAAACAAUUUUUUCAUUUACCGUAUUGAUCCGAAUAUAAGACGGUAGGAAAAAGUCUCAGGUUACAGAGGUUUUUCUGCUGUCACUCACACACACCAGUGACUUGCAGGCCUGAUGUGACACGUGGGGUUUAACAGCAAAUUCUGGGUCCCACCCCACCCUAGACAACAACGUCGUUGCCCCAUACACACACAUUUGGUGUGUUUGCAUGCUCUAAAUUUCGAAUUGGGUUUGGUUGGAUCCAGCAUUUUUAAGACAUGUAAAAAAAAUAAAUUAAAAAUCAGUUUUUGAUAUUUUUAAGACUGGAUUGACAUUUCUAGAUGAACACUCGUGAAUAAAUUAUUUUUUAUGUUACUUUUUUUUUCCUAAAAUAAUGCCUACAAAUUCAGUGUAAAGUGGCCAGAAUAUGAAUAAAUAUACUAUACUAUCUAACCCUUCAUUAUGAUUAAAAAUAAGUUUUCUUUUACUUCAGAGUGUAAAGAUUACGCAUUACACCUAUGACUAUUAUCAGUGGAUACUGUAAAUCAUAAUAUUAUUACAUCAUUAUUAUUUAUUUUAUUUUAUUAUUAUUGCAUCUCCCAGAGGUUAAGCCUCCCCUUGUCUUUAAAACCCAGUGUCCAUCCAUCCAUUUACUACCGCUUAUUACCUUUUGGGGUCGCGGGGGGCGCUGGCGCCUAUCUCAGCUACAAUCGGGCAGAAGGCGGGGUACACCCUGGACAAGUCGCCAUCUCAUCGCAGGGCCAACAUAGAUAGACAACAUUCACACUCACAUUCACACACUAGGGCCAAUUUAGUGUUGCCAAUCAACCUCGUGUCUCUAACGUUAAUUGAGAAUCCUUGAACUCACCAUUACUGGCAAUAAGAUGCAAAAGUAAAACCAGUCCUAUGCUGCCGCAGAUGGAUUGAUCUUUUAUCACCUCAAUAUUGUUAGAAAAUACUGGUUCUUUGUGUGAAUAUCAUUUAAUGUUUUUGAUACAUGGGUAUAGAUACUAGUCUUGCAUCCUGAGAACCAGCCUCCCCUGUAGAGGACAUUUGAGUCUUGUGUAACAGGGCUACAUUAUUUAUGUUUGAAAUUUGUAUCUAUGACAUAAGAAAUACAACAUAAUCAAUAAAAUGUCCACCAAAAAAAGGUUUUUAUUUCUCUUUAGGGAGGAAAUCAAAAUUCAACACAUUUUUUUAAAGCAUAUAUUUUGAAAGUCACAGUGAAAUGUCCAUUCAGUAAACAUUUACUAUGGACAUCUAAGAAAAUAUUAACCAACUACUAUUUUGAAAACACUAUAAAAUACAUGUUUUUACAUAUUUGAACAUAUUCCAAUACUCUUAAAUGUAUUGCAAAACGGCUGCGCCUUCUGACUUCAACAUUUUUUUGGAAAAAUAAUAGGUAUAACAUCCACAAUCUAUUAAAAACUACAUUCAUAUUCUAUUACAAGAAAUCGAUUGAUAUUCAGCCAAAAAAGUUAAUACAGACAAAAUUCCUCAAAUCACAAAAUAUAUACUCAGAACUUUUGACACAAACCUUUUAAGUGGGUUAACACUAACCCUAAACUCAAAACAUAGCUGUCCACAGGGUUUGGGUUUAGAUAAUGCUUAUCUACAAAAAAUAUGUUUUUUAUUGUAAUAAUUUCCCUGAUACUGAAACAUGACUUUAAGAAAAGUAUUAUUUUGUCUGUGAUUAUCUCAGAAAACAUUUUUCCAAGAACAGGUCUUAAAAAAAGGGGAACAUCUAAUAUUGGGGUCAAUAUGGUAAAUACUGAAUACGGUGGAACCUCAAAAUAGGCUUUGCAGAAAAGAAUAUGUGUAGUGAUCCUCAUGAAUUAACAAUGCAGACAAUGUGACUCAGCCUAGUUGCUGAUGGGCAGCAUGGGUUACGUACUGUAAUUAUUCAGGGUAUUAAUCACAAUGUGCCAUAAAAUCAUGUCUUAAACAUUUUGUACACUAGAACUCCACAGAUGCUUAUAGUUAAUGAGGGGACCUUGUGGUAAUAGUAAGGACUUCCUACUGUUUCAACAUACCCAACAUUGUUUUUCUACAUUUAACCACUUUUAAUUCUUAGAGCAAGUUCGUCUUUUCCUUGUACACACAUACACACUCACAGUGCAAUAAGUGAUUUUAGAGUCUUCAAUUUAAAGCACUUUUCUGUGUCACUUAAGCUAGAAUCUUUGCGCAAGAAGAAAAAAUUACAGAAGACAUGACUUUUCAAAUAGUUUAAUGACCGUUAGUCAAGAGGACCUUUUACAACAAAACUCAGACAGAUUAGUUUAUUUCUCCGUCUUACUAGAACAACAACUCUAAGUAUUGCAAGAAAGUAGUAUUGCCCAAAUAAAGAAUUUAACAUUGCCAUUACAUUUUUCCAUGUGUGGCUUCCUGUCAUGACAUGUUAAUUUUUUGGAGAGCUUUUCGCAAAAAUUUAUAAAGUACAGCGAUCAAGGCCGCUCAAGCAUUAACACAUAUAAUCAAAAGGCACAUUUAACAUUCAUGUUCACAUUAAAAAAACUAAGGAGCAGAGCAAUAUUGGGUCACAAAAGUGCAAGAGGCUGAUAUGUAACUAAUACUUCUCAGCUAUUAUAGUGCCAUCGUCAUCUCAGUAAUUAGCAAAAUAGAAAAAAGUAACACAUCCAAAAUAAAUACAAGGCCACAAAACUGAAUUAAUUUUUUUGGAAUUUGAAAACAAAACACUUUCUUCAGAAAAAUAGUUAGAAAAGUGUAAAUAAUAGCAAACAAAUAAAUAAUACAAGUUGUGCCAACUGCCAUUAUGGGAUUGGGGUGGAUAAUUCAAAUUAAACAGAACUUGAAAUAACACAUGUAACUAUUUCUCACAUUACUAAAGAUGGAGUUGGUAACAUUAGCUGAGUUGGAGGGCGGUGGCAUGGAAUGUGCGUACGUAACGCAAACAAUAUCUCGUAUUCAAAUUAUCAUCACACCUUAACUCACAGUUGUCUACAGACUAACAACACGUUAUUAGUAGUAGAUCAUACAAAAAUCCCUCUGAACUUCAUGGGUUUAAUCUGAAUAAAGUGAAAGAAAAAUUCAAAUGUCCAACAAGACUACUAAACUGAAAACAAAAAUAAGGAAAUGAAGCAACUGUGCUUCAAUUAGAACCUCCUGGUCAAUUAUUUAUUCCGUUCAUUAGCAUCAAAGAUGUACAUGAGUCUAUCCUAGUUUUUGUUGCAUUAUGACAAAGGUAUCACUUAGGUAAAGUUAAAGAGGAAACUACUAAGUAUUUGUAUAAAUGUGGUCAUUUUGCAGUACGUUUCGUUGUUACUAACACUCUCAGAUAAAUUAAGUUAAAACAGAAUUUUUAUCCUAAAUAAAAACUGAAUUUUGGGCCGUAAACAAUAAAUUCAAUUAAGAACUAGUUAUCGAGUGCGUAGUGGAAGAAGACACUAUCCUGUUUCACAACUUUGCUGAGCUGAGUUUUUGCACUUCAUUAUGUCUCCGAAGCGUGAGCAGACUCUUCUGGUGGUAGUGCGAGAUACAAAAAGAAAGCGAAGUUAAAAAUGGCUAAACUCUUAAAAAAUUUAAAAAAAAUCAAAAUCACAUUUGGCCACAUGUUCAGUCCAAGCCGAACUAUGAAAUGGAAACUGAUAAAUAAGCAUAGUUCUUUUUUGUAUUGCUUGAAUUAAUUCUUGUUAUCUCUUUUGUGACUGCAUUUAAUGUCUUUCAAGUGUUCAGUGUACGGCUGCUACAAUAUUUUGCCAUUUAAAUGCUAUAGUUUACAAUGUAAGCCUUCCAUUAAUUUAAGGUGAUUAGCGUUGAGAUAAGAUUUUCAGAAAAUUCAUUCAAUAAAAAUAUAUAAACAAUGUCCCUUUUUUCAAGCGUUACUUUUAAGUACGAGAUCCCACACAAUUCUUGGUAGACUAAACUUGGGUGACAUCUGAUAUUGUGCGUGUUGUGCCAUGCUUGUACCGUUCACCACAGACUAGGGGUCUCCAAUUUAUUUGAUCCUGAAAGCUACUUCUACAAAAUCAACAUCAGCAACAUAACAUGUUUUUGUAAUAUGUAUUUCAAGCCAUACAAAGAGAAUAUGUUUGUUUUGCUAGAUAAUUAACACAAUGUUUAGAUCUGCAACUGACAUUUUGCAAUAAAACAUUUUUAUGCGUC